This is a messenger RNA of Melanotaenia boesemani (Boeseman's rainbowfish), 6360 nucleotides long. It is a transcript of the gene nup205, whose product is annotated as nucleoporin 205. The record is from RefSeq and is a predicted model, not a curated record. The transcript has 42 exons. Gene Ontology annotation, molecular function: structural constituent of nuclear pore. The coding region runs from base 54 to 6029 and encodes 1991 amino acids. Gene Ontology annotation, cellular component: nuclear pore; nuclear pore inner ring. Gene Ontology annotation, biological process: nuclear pore organization. Lineage: Eukaryota; Metazoa; Chordata; Actinopteri; Atheriniformes; Melanotaeniidae.
AUUUCAAACCGGCACAGAGCCAGAAGCCGCUGUCCAAAUGUCCUGAGUGUAUCAUGGCGGCGCAGAUGGCGGUAAAUUCAGGAGCCAGUCUGUGGGGGCCUCUGAAGGAGCUGUGGGAGACAGUAGAUGGCGCUGUAUUGAAGAGGCAGCCGGAGAGUGUCCACCUCUUGGACCUACAACUGAAGAAAUACAAACCGCAGUUUCUGUCACUCUUUAAAAACCCGCCAAAGAGUGCAGAGCAGAGAGAGAAGGUGCGCAAAGCCAGCACAGAGGGCAUCGCGAUCCAAGGUCAGCAGGGUUCAAGGCUCCUUCCAGAACAGCUUCUGACCGAGGCCUUCAUCCUCAGCGAUCUGUUUGACAUUGGGGAGCUGGCAGCUUUGGAACUUCUCUUGGCAGGGGAACAGCAGCAGCCCCAUUUUCCAGGCCUGACACGAGGCCUAGUGGCUGUCUUACUCUACUGGGAUGGAAAGCUUUGUGUGGCCAACUCUCUGCGCACACUCAUCCAGUCACGCCAUGGCAAGACCUUCACCCUGGAUCUAAGUGGAGAGCUGGUGGCUCUGACAACACGUUUUACAGACGAGUUAAUGAGCCAGGGACUGACCAAGCGCAUCCUAACCUUGGUGUCAGAUAUAAGUGUAACGCGCGAGUUUGAACGACUGCAGAAAGAACGAGGUCUGGGCAAUGAAAAGCACAGGAAAGAGGUUUCUGACCUUAUCAAAGAAUGCCGACAGGCACUGGCAGACAGCCUGUUUUCAUGGACCUGCCAAUCACCCUUGACCAAAGAUGACACCCUGGCUCUCAUUUGCCAUCUAGAGACAGUGACAGCUCAAGCUGAUGGCUCCCUGGAUAGUGUAAACCUUGCUCUGGUGAUGGCGUUGCUUUACUGCUUGGACGUCAGCUUCAUAGAGCAGGGAACUGAAGACAGAGAGGAUCUUCUCCAGGCACUUCCAUUGCUGACAGAGAGGCAGUAUGUGUCUGCAGUGCACAGCCGUCUGAUGGACAGCCAGCCGUGGAAGCUUCCAGGGCUGCAGGCUGUUUGUCGGCUGGCAUGGACUCUGUCUCUGAGAGUCCUUUCCCAGCUGCCACAGGGCUCAGCCCUUGUUGAGUUCACUGAAGCAGACGAGGCCCUGGCUGACCAAGCCAUACUGGGAGAUGUCUUCUUGUUCAUGAAAGAGGGAAUGUUGGGAUGUGAGAGUUUUGUCCAGGAAGAGUUUUACAUCCGCCGCGUCCAUUCGAUGAUCACAGACUUCCUGGCGCUCAUGCCAAUGAAGGUGAAGCAGCUGCGUAACCGUGCUGAUGAGGAUGCUCGUCUGGUGCAUAUGUCUCUACAGAUGGACAGUGAGCUUCCGUCAUCUCUGAGGAAGGACUUGGAUCAUCUCAUGAUGCUAAUUGGGGAGUUUUACAGUAAGGAUCCAUUUGGGUUAGAGCUGGGUCUGGAGUUCUGGUGUCCCACUGAGUCUCUCCAACACACCUCAUUGCAAGGAUCUUACCUGGGAAUGGCCCUGCAGAGGCCUCCUCAUAAACAGGUGGUUUUGUCAAAGUUUGUUCGUCAGAUGGGAGACCUCCUGCCCUCCACUCUCUACAUUCCUUAUCUCCGCAUGCUAAAAGGCCUCGCCAAUGGUCCACAGUGUGCUCACUACUGCUUCAGCCUGCUUAAAACAAAUGGAGCUACACACAGUGACAACAUCCAGGGAGUGUCAGGCAGUCCGGUGUCUUGGGAACAUUUCUUCCACUCCCUCAUGCUAUACCACGAGAAUCUGCGACGAGACCUUCCAAAUCCCGACGCAGCGCAAUACCGUCACCCUCCACACAGGGGCAUCACCCAAAGAGAGCUGGAUGGGCUAACCUCGUUUUUGCAGUUACUCACCACCAUCAUUACAUGGAGUGAAAAUGCUCGACUUGCCUUGUGUGAGCAUCCUCAGUGGACCCCAGUUGUGGUGAUGUUGGGGCUGUUGCAGUGCAGCAUUCCACCCAUCCUGAAGGCUGAGCUCCUGCAUUGCCUGGCAGCUUUUGGGAAGAGUCCAGAGAUUGCUGCUUCGCUCUGGCAGUCGCUGGAGUACACGCAGAUCCUUCAGACAGUUCGAGCUCCAGGACAGAGGCAAGCAGCAGGAAUUGAAGUUGAGCUGAAUGAGAUUGAGUCAAGCUGUGAGGAGUACCCACUGACGCGAGGCUUCUGCCAUCUGAUCAGCACUUUGGUUGAGAGCAGCCUGCCUGUUAAUUUGGGGGCUGGGCUUCGUGUGCCCGGCUUUCAGCCCUACCUGGACUUCUUGCGCAACUGUGUUUUCCUCCCUUUCCCCACUAGAGCAUACCGUCGUCCAGCUGAAAAGUGGGAGGUAGCUGACUCUGCCCUGGAGGUGUUCCACAAGCUGCUGCGGGACUAUGAACCCCAGCCAUCCGACUUCAUCCAGGAGACGGUGGAGCUGCAGGGUGAGCAGGUCCUGGCCUACAAGCCCCCCGGCCACAGCAUCAUGUUCCACAUGCUGAAUGACUCGCCCAUGCUGGCACUCUGCCUCAGCCUGCUGGAGGAGGGUGUGCGCCAGCUGGAUACUUAUGCACCCUUCCCUGGCAAGAAGCAUUUAGAGUCAGCAGUGUUGCACUGCCUGUGCCUUCUGGACCUGGCUCUGCAGAAGGAAGUGGUGUUCAUGGACCUCCUCAGGGAGAGCCAGGCCUCCCUGCUGGUGUCUCCUCUGGAGCAGCUUCUCCAGGGGGUCAGCCCACAAACCCGAAGAGCUGAUCACAUUGUCAACAUUGCCAGGUAUCUUUACCACAGCAGCUCAAACCCAGAAGCUGCUUUCCAAAGUGCCAAGAUUUUGCGUCGCAUUGCUAACUACCCCAACAUUCAGAUAAGGCUGGUGGGAGAUUUUACACAUGACCAGGCUGUGAGUGACAAGCUUAUGGCGGGUUUUGUGGAGUGUCUGGAUAAUGAAGAAGCAGAAGAGGGACCAGAAACAGGAGAUGAACUGGAUCCACAAAAGAAAGUGUCGCAAAUCCGCCAUGAAACCCAGAUCCACAUCUUGAACCUUCUCAUCACCUCCUUGGAGCUGAAGACUCCCAAUUUAGCUCUUUAUCUUUUGGGCUAUGAAGUUAAGAAGCCUGUGUCCUCCACUAACCUCCAGGACCCAGGUGUGUUGGGAUGUCCACGUAGCUGCCUGCAUGCCAUCCUAAGUCUGCUGCAGAGAGGAACUGAGAGGAGAUCAGGGCCUGUACUCACACAGCAGGCCCCUCACCUGGCUGAGCUCUGCUACCAGGUGAUUUACCAGCUGUGUGCCUGCCCGGACACAUCUGGACCCACCAUGCGCUAUUUGAGAACCAGCCAGGACUUCCUGUUCUCUCAUUUGCAGCACUUACCCUUCAUCCUACCGGGUGACCAGAUUGCUGCCCUCUCUCAGAUGUCUUGGCUCAUGAAAACUGCUGCAAUCGAGUUGAGAGUGACUUCAUUAAACCGCCAGCGUUCACAUACACAGCGUCUUGUCAGCCUCCUGCUGGAUGACCAGCCACAUGCACAGCAUGCAGCUGAUGGAGAAUCAGGCAUGGAAGAAGAGACCAGAUCAGUCAGUGGUUUCCUGCAUUUUGACACAGUCUCUAAAGUGCGCAGAAAGUUGCUGAGCGUGCUUGACGCCAUCGACUUCAGCCAGGACAUGCCUGAGCUGCUGCAGCUGGAUUUCUUUGAGCGUACGCAGAUAGAGCAGGUGAUCUCCAACUGCGAGCACGUCAACGAGCAAGGGCACACUGUGUGCAACGUUAAGCUGCUUCAUCGCGUGCUGGUUGCCGAGGUGAAUGCUCUGCAGGGAAUGGCAGCUAUUGGACAGAGGCCCCUCCUAAUGGAAGAGGUGAACUCCAUCCUGCAGCAGGUGGUGGAGCGUAACCGAGUCCGACGGAGCCUGAGUGCAAAGCGACAUGCGCUGCAGUCCUGGAGGAGCCUGGUGGAGACGCUACUGACGGCUUGCCCAGCUGAUCUCAUACCUGCUGAUGAUAGGCAGCUCAUCAUCAGAGACCUGCUUCUGGAUCUACAUGAUAAGGUUCUGUCAGAUGAUGCAGCAGGAGAGUUGAUGCCCAUAGUUGCUGGUGCAGUCUUCACUCUGACUGCCCACCUCAGCCAAUCGGUGCUGUCUGAGCAGCAGCAGGGGGCGGGAUCAGAAGCAUCUUCAGGCUUUGCCUCUAUUGCCAACUCAGCCCUUCACCUGAUCCUCCGCAAGCUGCUGGACUUCAUCCUUUGCACUGGAGGCGGAUACCAGCGUCUGCGUGCUCACCUGUAUGGCUCUCUGCUGUAUUACCUGCAAAUUGCCCAGAAACCUGAAGAACCAGAUACUCUACAGACAGGAAAAGUGAUGUGGGAGCGUCUCACAGCCCCUGAAGAUGGAUUCUCCAAACUGCAGAGAGAGAACCUCGCCAUCAUUGAAAGCUAUGGCAAGGCGCUCAUGGAUGUUGUGUGUAGGGAUGCCUCUGACGGCCACGAAAUAAGCAGAAUGCUGGCUCUGGCGGUGCUGGACCGCAUCCUGUCAAUAGACCGUCAGAAUCAGUGGCUGGUGUACGUAUGCAACAGUGGCUACCUGCGCUCAUUAGUGGAGAGUCUGAAACAGGAUGAUGUUGCCCUGCAGAGCUUGCUCACACCUCAGCCCCCGCUCCUCAAACCACUCUACAUCUAUGAGAGCAAGAUGGCUCUUCUGACCCGUGUGGCUAAAACUGGUCAAGGAGCUGUAGAGCUGCUACGCUGUGGGCUGGUGGCACAGCUGAUCGAGUGUCAGGUGUUUGACAUGGUACCUGACAGCAAUUCACACAGGGUGAUGAGGGACCCAUCAGGCUUCAUUCCUACUCCCCUGGAUCGCUACAGGCAAAUUCUUUUACCAACCUUGAGGCUUCUUCAAGUGAUACUGACAUCAACCUCCAUAAAUCACCAACAGGGGGCAGCACAGGUUCUCCAGUGGCUGAUUGUCCAUGCAGACACCAUUCAGUCCCUGCUGCGCUGUCAGGAGCUCAGCAUGGGAGCUCUGCAGGAGCUCUCUUUGCUUACUGGCAUCAUCAGUAAGACAGCGCUGCCAGGUGUUCUUGAGAUGGGUGGAGAGAUCAACAGUGCUGCUCUUAUGGAGUUUCAGGGUCACAUUAACAGAUUCCAGCGUUUGUGUCUGUCCCUGCUGAGCCGUCUGGCAGGAAGCGAGCGAGAGAGGUUGUUAAAGCAGGCCGAGGUCUCUGCACCUGGAGACUCAGCCGAACGACGAGAGGAGAUGGAAGUAGCCAUGCAGCAGGUGUGUGCCAACAUCAUGGAGUACUGCCAAACCCUCCUGCUGCAGAGCUCAGCCCAGGCUCAGUUCAGCAUCUGCCUCUUCAGCCCAUCCGGCAGCGAGCCCGCUGGCCGAGACGGAGGACGCUCUGAUCUCUCCACACUGCCAUCAGUGGCCUACAGUCGAAUCCCCAGCUUGGGUCUGGUCCUGUACCUGCUAAAGAACAGUGCAGCAGAUUUCUUCCGAUUCCACCAAAGUCACAGACAAAGCCUGGGCAAGCUGCAGAGCCUCGACCAGCUGCCUCCAGAGGAGCUCAAAGAGUUGUGCCAAGGCCUGGUGUCGGGACCAGGAGGGGUAGAGAAAAUCUCUUCGGUCCAGAGGAGCUUGCUGGCCAAGAGACGGCUGGUCCAGCUUAUCAACAACAGAGCCAAACUCCUGGCCUUGAGCUCCUAUGUUAUUGAGACCUGUUUAUUUGUGUUGUGGCGCCACCUGGAGUACUACCUGUUGCAUUGUACACCCACUGACCCAAAGGACUCCUUGUUGCCUGGAGCCAAUUUAUUCAGAUCCCAUCUCACAGAUGAUUCAUUUGGAGGAUUACAGGGUAGUGGGACUCGUGGACUCACCCUGUCCAGAGUCAGCCAGCAAGACCUAGACCUGCUGAAAGGUGACAUGGUUUCAGGAUUCGGGGAAUCCCUGCAGAGGAGGCUACUAGAGGUGGAGGGCCUAUACAGCCAGGUCCGUUCCCGCUACACGUUUAUCCAGGCACUGGUCCGCAGGAUCCGUGGUUUGCUCCGACAGCCCAAAAGCUGAGGGAAACGCAUGAAUACAAAGACUGGCCGAGACCUACAUGAUCCCUCUCUGAGCGACAUGAAGCCGCAGCCACGUUCAAAGAUAAACACCACCAGAAAUGAACUCUGAACUUUAGCUAGCAUCUCCUUCCUGCAGUGUCACUGGUUCCGACCCCCCCGCCCUCUUGAUGUACUUAUAAUGACGUGGAACACUUUGUGCCACCAAUUCUGUCUGCUAACACCGUGGAAGCAGUUUUUCUUGUGCAGAACACAUUUUUACUUAAGUAAAAUUAGAUAUUUUUUUCUGAUUUUUUUUCCUCCUUUUUUGUGAAAAUAAAUAUUUUCUAAAUCUC